AACUUUUAAGAAACACAAAUUUAAUUAUUCAGAUCUCCCUCUUUCUGAUUAGAUUGCAGGUGCCCUUUAAAACGUGUUGAGGCGUCUCAAAACACCGAAGUGGAAGUAAUUAGUGGCUUAUUAUGAACACCUGCGCAACUUUGGGCUGCCAUUGUUGUUUUGCCUUCAUUUCCUGGAAGAGGACGUUAAAAAAAAAAGAGGAACGUGAGAAGAAAUACCUACAGAAGCUUUCGUAAAUACACGUUUUUUUUUUUUUUUGGUUUUUUUUUUUUUACGUUUAUCUCUGGCGGAUCGGCUGUAUGAGCUCCAGCUUCACAGGAACCAGUGAGGGAGAGGAACCGCAGGCAGGGGGCGGAAACGCGGCGGUGGCAGCAGCUGUGGAGCGGAGACGCGCAUCCCAACAUAUCAACACGCACGCACGCGUACACACACAUCUUUGUGUUUGCAGCGCAGGUCGGUCAGCUCGGUUAACUGGUUGUAACCAACAACACACCAGAAUCACCGGAACUCUCUAGAGUGGAUGUAACCUCCAGGAAAAAGGCUUCUUUUUUGUGCUUUGCUUCUGUUUUUAUCUUGCUUUGGCGAGUAUUUUUCUUUUCUUUUUUUUUCUUUUUUUAUUCUUUUUAUUUUUUUUUUACCCCCCUUGGCAGCAGUAAUUAGACAACGCAUCAGCUGUGUCGGUUUGGGUGCAGAGGACGAGCGAGAACCCGGUGACCCAUCAUCAUCAUGCCGGGCACGCUGUCGCUCUCGGACCGUCAGCCUCCUCCAGGUCCCGGGCACCACGCUGCUGCCGCUGCCGCCGGUAAAACCAUGAUGAUGUCCGGCUCGGGCUCAGUGGUCCUCCCGGCUGGGAUGAUCAAUCCUGCUGUUCCCAUCCGGGAUAUCAAGAUGAAAUUUGCUGUUCUCGUCGGACUCAUCCAGGCUGGAUCGGUCAGCAACCGGGAUAUUGUUGAAACGGUUCUCAAUUUGUUGGUGGGUGGUGAAUUUGACCUGGAGACAAACUUUAUCAUUCAAGAUGCAGAAAGCAUUGGCUGCAUGUUGGAGCUACUGGAGCACUGUGAUGUCACCUGCCAGGCUGAAAUCUGGAGCAUGUUCACUGCCAUUCUUCGAAAAAGCGCUAGAAAUCUGCAAACGAGCACUGAGGUGGGACUCAUUCAACAGGUGCUGCUCAGAAUAAGCUCGGUGGAUGACAUGAUUGCAGACUUGCUAGUAGAGAUGUUGGGUGUACUAGCCUGCUACAGCAUCACAGUGAAGGAACUGAAGCUGCUCUUCAGCAUGCUACGAGGAGAAGGAAGCUUCUGGCCAAAACAUGCAGUAAAAAUGUUGUCCGUGCUGAAUCAGAUGCCUCAGAAACACGGUCCAGAUGUCUUCUUCAACUUUCCUGGUCGCAGCGCAGCAGCAAUUGCUUUACCUCCUAUUGCUAAGUGGCCUUAUCAAAAUGGGUUUACAUUCAACACCUGGUUCAGAAUGGAUCCGUUAAAUAAUAUCAGUGUCGACAAGGACAAACCAUAUCUCUACUGCUUUCGCACCAGCAAGGGGAUCGGCUACUCUGCACAUUUUGUUGGGAACUGUUUGAUUGUGACGUCGCUCAAGUCUAAAGGAAAAGGUUUUCAACAUUGUGUCAAGUAUGAUUUUCAGCCCAGGAAGUGGUACAUGAUCAGUAUUGUUCACAUCUACAGCCGCUGGAGGAACAGUGAAAUCAGAUGCUAUGUAAACGGACAGCUCGUCUCUUACGGAGACAUGGCGUGGCACGUCAAUACAAAUGAUAGUUAUGAUAAGUGCUUCCUUGGGUCUUCAGAGACAGCAGAUGCUAACAGAGUAUUCUGCGGGCAGCUUGGAGCUGUCUACGUAUUCAGUGAAGCCCUCAAUCCUGCACAGAUAUUUGCAAUUCAUCAGCUGGGACCAGGCUAUAAGAGUACAUUUAAGUUCAAGUCAGAGAGCGAUAUCCACUUAGCAGAGCAUCACAAGCAGGUGUUGUAUGAUGGCAAAUUGGCUGGCUCCAUCGCCUUCACCUAUAACGCCAAGGCCACUGAUGCACAGCUUUGCCUGGAGUCUUCACCUCGAGAAAAUGCCUCGAUUUUUGUGCACUCACCACAUGCCCUUAUGCUUCAGGAUGUGAAAGCCACAGUUACACACUCCAUCCACAGUGCCAUUCACUCCAUUGGUGGUAUCCAGGUGCUCUUUCCACUCUUUGCUCAGCUGGAUUAUCAUCAGUCCAAGGACAGUGAAGUGGAAACUACAGUCUGUGCCACACUUCUAGCCUUUCUGGUGGAGCUACUUAAGAGCUCUGUGGCCAUGCAAGAACAGAUGCUGGGAGGAAAAGGCUUUUUGGUCAUCGGGUACCUGUUAGAGAAGUCUUCACGUGUGCACAUCACCAGGGCUGUACUGGAGCAGUUCCUCUCCUUUGCAAAGUAUCUUGAUGGUCUAACACAUGGAGCUCCUCUGCUGAAGCAGCUGUGCGACCACAUUCUGUUCAAUGCUGCCAUUUGGAUCCACACACCUGCCAAGGUACAGCUGUCCUUAUACACAUAUCUCUCUGCUGAGUUCAUUGGCACAGCAACCAUCUACAACACAAUCCGUCGGGUUGGCACCGUCCUCCAGCUUAUGCAUAUGCUGAAGUACUACUACUGGGCCAUCAACCCUGUAGACAACAGUGGCAUCACUCCAAAGGGUCUUGAUGGUCCAAGGCCAACCCAGAAAGAAGUUGUUUCUCUGCGAGCGUUCAUGCUUCUCUUCCUCAAGCAGCUCAUUCUGAAGGAUCGAGGCGUGAAGGAGGAUGAAUUACAGAGCAUCCUGAACUAUUUGCUAACAAUGCAGGAGGAUGAAAAUCUGCAUGAUGUGUUACAGUUGGUGGUGGCUCUGAUGUCUGAGCACCCAGCUUCCAUGAUCCCUGCUUUUGACCAGAGAAAUGGAAUUCGGGUCAUCUACAAGCUCUUGGCCUCCAAGAGUGAAAAUAUUCGUGUACAGUCCCUCAAAGUUCUUGGUUACUUUCUGAAACACCUGGGACACAAAAGGAAGGUGGAGAUAAUGCACACACACAGCCUUUUUACUCUUCUGGGCGAGAGACUUUUGUUGCACACCAGCACUGUCUCUGUUACAACAUACAACACCUUGUAUGAGAUUCUGACAGAGCAGGUGUGCACACAAGUAGUUCACAAACCUCAUCCUGAUCCCGACUCCACCGUCAAGAUUCAAAACCCAAUGAUUUUGAAGGUGGUGGCAACUUUACUGAAGAACUCUGCUCCCAGCACGGAGAUGAUGGAGGUUCGGCGGCUCUUCCUUUCAGAUAUGAUCAAACUCUUUAGCAACAGUCGAGAGAACAGACGAUGUCUGCUGCAGUGCUCUGUAUGGCAGGACUGGAUGUUUUCCCUUGGCUACAUCAACCCUAAAAACUCCGAGGAGCAGAAAAUCACUGAGAUGGUGUACAACAUUUUUCGUAUUCUGCUCUACCAUGCCAUCAAGUAUGAAUGGGGAGGAUGGCGCGUGUGGGUGGACACUCUCUCCAUAGCCCACUCAAAGGUGACAUACGAAGCACACAAAGAAUAUUUGGCUAAGAUGUAUGAAGAGUACCAGCGCCAGGAAGAAGAAAAUAUCAAGAAAGGGAAGAAGGGGUUGGUCAGCACUAUCUGUGGCUUAUCUGCUCAGGCCUCAGGUAUCAAAGACGUGAUGGAGAUUGGAGAAAUGGACGAUAACUCCCAAACGCCUGAAAGUGAGACGGACUACGAUAGUGCUGACUCGCGUCACCUGUUGACUGAAAAGAAGGGAGCUGAAGAUGGCGCUGAAGAUGGGGUCAGGGUUGAAGUUCAUGACCUGCUGGUGGACAUAAAGGCUGAAAAAGUUGAAGCUACGGAGGUAAAGCUGGAUGAUAUUGACAUGUCCUCUGAAACUUUGGGAGUGUCUCAGAAUGGACCACUGGUUGAGGUGGAUUCUCUGUUGGAUAAUGUUUACUGUGCGGUUGUGGGAAACCUCGACGGUAAUGUCAGCAAUAUGUUGUUACCAAAGGACAGUAUGGACAGCCAUAAUACCGGCCCUCUCAUUACACUGGAUGAUGACAAGGAUGGCAUCCCUCACAGCAACAACUUCCUGUUUGGCAAAGUGACAGGCGGGAUAGAGGACAAGCUGCUGCCUGAUCUCAGUCCAGCUGUGCCUCUGGUCCUGCCUAGUGCAGAACUGCCUGUUCACACUGACCCGAGGGAUGAGCUCGGCCUUCUGGCUCACAUGACAGGCAACUCCUUGCCCAGCAUCCUAGAGAAGGAUGAGUUUGACCUUAAGACAGCCCUUGAAGGUAUCAGCUCUGUCACUGCGACUGAAAAUGAGAACUCCAAAAUCUCAGAAUCCGACACAACUGCUCCUGAAACAGUCCCCUUGUCUGAUACCCCUGACACUGCCAGAUCAGAUGAUGGCAGGGGCAGGGAUAUGAAAAAGAUUCAGACUACAGCCACGACACAGAGUCUGCAUGGACGCCUCAUCUCUCAGGUGGACAAGGAUGUACGUGUGGACCUAGGCUUUAGAGGAGUACCCAUGACAGAAGAACAGAGACGUCAGUUCAGCCCUGGUCCACGCACCACAAUGUUCCGCAUCCCCGAGUUUAAAUGGUCAAGCAUGCAUCAGAGGCUGCUCACCGACCUGCUGUUUGCACUGGAGAGCGACGUCCACAUCUGGAGAAGCCACUGCACCAAAUCUGUUAUGGACUUUGUUAACAGUAAUGAAAACAUCAUUUUUGUGCACAACACCAUCCAUCUCAUCUCCCAAAUGGUAGACAACAUCAUUAUUGCCUGUGGAGGGAUUUUACCUCUUCUUUCAGCAGCCACCUCUCCUUCUUCGGAGUUGGAGAACAUUGAGGCCACGCAGGGCAUGUCCUCAGAGACUGCCAUCACUUUCCUGUCCCGUCUCAUGGUUAUGGUGGAUGUUUUGGUCUUCUCGAGUUCUCUCAACUUCAGUGAGAUUGAGGCCGAGAAGAACAUGUCCUCUGGUGGCCUGAUGCGUCAGUGCCUCAGACUGGUGUGUUGUGUGGCUGUAAGGAGCUGUCUGGAGUGCAGACAGAGACUCGGCAACAGAACUCAGGAAAUCCUGCAAAAUACUGUGGCUUUGAACAAGACGAGCAUGGAAACUGCCCCCACCAACCUGUCUCCCAUCAAGGACCCCGAUCACCUUCUGCAGGAUGUGGACAUCAAUCGACUCCGAGCUGUAGUGUUUCGUGACGUGGAUGACAGCAAACAAGCCCAGUUCUUGGCUUUAGCUGUGGUGUAUUUCAUCUCUGUUCUCAUGGUCUCAAAAUACCGCGACAUCCUUGAGCCUCAGUGUGAAACUGCCAAGAUAAGCAGCCAAUCAGGCCACAGCGUGUGUCAGGAGAUCAACUCUCUCGCCAUCAAAGAAACACCACCAGCGUUUCCAAGCAUGCCAUCCGAAGGCUUUCAUUUGGAAAGUUCUGUGACCCACACAGACUCAGGGAUUGGAAAUAAGCAAGUAGCCCGAAUCCUUAAUGGUUCUGACCUGCAUCACAGAGCCGGAGGACCUGGCAUCAUGAGUGAGCUUAUAUCCACGCUGUCCUCAGAGGUAAAGAAGUCCCAGGAGAGCCUGUCUGAAUGUCCUGAUGUGGAGAUGAUCAAACCACCAUCCUCCAUGAUCGGCAUUAAUCAGUCCAACAAAGGCAUCAAUGUCAAGGAGAUUUUGAAAAGCCUGGUAGCAGCCCCAUUGGAGGGAGUUGAGGCUGGACUGGAGCCUGUGUCCUUCUCCGACUCUGUAGUCAAGGCCCAGGCUGUGCUGCCGGUGCAGUUUCAGUCCUUUGACAGGAGUGUGGUGGUCCCCUUGAAGAAAACCUCCCCUGGCAGUUUACCAGUGAACACGCAGGGAACCGUCAGCAGCAGCACCUCUCCUGGACUUACAACCUGCAGCACCCCCAACAUCUUUGCUGCUGCCUCUGCAACCCCCAAAAGCAUGAUUAACACAACCGGAGCCACUGAGGCAGCCUCCACCUCCUCCUCAUCUUCCUCCAGUUUUGUAAAUGGAGCUACGAGUAAAAACCUUCCAGCUGUGCAAACGGUGGCCCCCAUGCCUGAAGACACUGUUGAAAAUAUGAGCAUUACUACAAAACUAGAACGAGCUUUGGAGAAAGUGGCGCCCUUGCUGCGAGAGAUCUUUGUGGACUUUGCACCUUUUCUGUCACGAACCCUGCUGGGCAGCCAUGGACAAGAGCUGCUUAUAGAAGGUUUAGUAUGUAUGAAGUCAAGCACCUCAGUGGUGGAGCUUGUGAUGCUGCUUUGUUCUCAGGAAUGGCAGAACUCCAUUCAGAAGAAUGCUGGCCUAGCUUUCAUUGAGCUCAUCAAUGAAGGAAGGUUGCUGUGCCACGCCAUGAAGGACCACAUCGUUCGUGUUGCCAACGAGGCCGAGUUCAUCCUCAACAGACAGAGAGCAGAGGACAUCCACAAACACGCAGAGUUUGAGUCCAGCUGUGCCCAAUAUGCAGCCGAAAGGAAAGAAGAAGAGAAGAUCUGUGACCACCUGAUCAGCGCUGCUAAACACAGAGAUCAUGUAACGGCCAACCAGUUAAAGCAGAAAAUUGUCAACAUCCUCACAAACAAGCACGGUGCCUGGGGUACGCCUGGUCAGAGUCAGCUGCACGACUUCUGGCGUCUCGACUACUGGGAAGACGACCUGCGACGGCGGAGGAGAUUUAUCAGAAACCCUUUUGGCUCCACCCACCUAGAUGUUGCAUGCAAGUCAUUGCAGGAGUAUGAUUUGAAGGCAGGUGAGGCGGGGAAAUCUAAGGCAGUUUUCCGGAGCCCAACUGUGGCCAGUCAGAGCCCAGAGACAGAACUGAUACUGGACGGAGACAACGACAACGUCAGCCUGCUGCAGGAGAAGGAGGUGGACAACCUGGGUGGUCUUGGCAUACACUGAGGGUUUACAUGGGAAGUGGAUGUUCAGUGAAAUCCGAGCUGUCUUCUCUAGACGCUACCUUCUGCAGAACACUGCAAUCGAAGUCUUUAUGGCCAAUAGAACUUCUGUUAUGUUCAACUUUCCUGACCAGGCCACAGUAAAGAAAGUGGUCUACUGCCUCCCUCGAGUGGGAGUGGGCACCAGCUAUGGUCUUCCUCAAGCCAGACGUAUCUCACUGGCAACUCCACGACAACUUUUCAAAUCUUCCAACAUGACCCAACGCUGGCAAAGAAGAGAAAUCUCCAACUUUGAGUACCUCAUGUUUCUCAACACCAUAGCAGGGAGAACAUAUAAUGACCUGAACCAGUACCCAGUCUUUCCCUGGGUCCUCACCAACUAUGACUCUGAGGAGCUGGACCUGACCUUGCCAGGGAACUUUAGAGAUCUUUCAAAGCCUGUUGGUGCAUUAAACCCAAAACGUGCAGCUUUUUUUGCUGAAUGCUAUGAGAUGUGGAAGGAUGACCAGAUCCCACCUUGUCAUUAUGACUCCCACUACUCCACCACUGCCAACACCCUGCACUGGCUUGUCAGAAUAGAGCCCUUCACCACAUUUUUCCUCAGUGCCAACAAAAACAAAUUUGACCAUCCUGACCGCACAUUUUCUUCAAUUGCCCGCUCCUGGAGAAACUGUCAAAGAGACACCUCUGAUGUAAAGGAACUGAUUCCUGAAUUCUACUAUCUUCCGGAGAUGUUUGUCAACAGUAAUGGCUACCAUCUCGGAAUGAGGGAGGAUGGGACCAUGAUCUGUGAUGUGGACUUGCCGACAUGGGCCAAGAAGCCAGAAGACCUUGUUAGGAUAAACAGAAUGGCUCUGGAAAGUGAGUUUGUGUCAUGUCAGCUACAUCAGUGGAUUGACCUUAUUUUCGGCUACAAACAGCGAGGCCCGGAGGCAGUGCGUGCCCUCAACGUAUUUCACCACCUGACUUAUGAGGGCGCCAUCAGCCUGGACAGUAUCACUGACCCUUUGCUCAGAGAGGCCACAGAGGCGCAGAUCCAGAGCUUUGGACAGACGCCAUCUCAGUUGCUUAUCGAGCCACAUCCUCCACGCAGCUCCGCCAUGCACCUGAGUCCUCUGAUGUUCAAAGACCAAAUGCAGCAGGAUGUCAUCAUGGUGUUGAAGUUUCCAUCCAAUUCGCCUGUAACCCACGUGGCUGCCAACACCCUGCCCCAUCUCACCAUACCCGCCGUGGUUACCGUCACUUGCAGCCGACUGUUUGCCGUCAAUCGAUGGCACAACACUGUAGGUCUCCGAGGAGCACCAGGCUACUCACUAGAACAGGCCCAUCACCUCCCCAUAGAGAUGGAUUCACUGGUCGCCAACAACACUGGCAGCAACAAGCGUCAGAUCACAGACCUAGUGGACCAAAGCAUUCAAAUCACCACACACUGUUUUGUGGUGACAGCUGACAACCGCUACAUCCUGGUGUGUGGCUUCUGGGACAAGAGCUUCCGUGUGUACUCCUCUGAGACAGGCAAGCUGACCCAGAUCAUUUUUGGCCACUGGGAUGUGGUGACCUGUYUGGCCAGAUCAGAGUCUUACAUUGGUGGAGACUGCUACAUUGUUUCUGGGUCCAGGGAUGCUACUCUGCUGCUGUGGUACUGGAGUGGGCGGCAUCAUAUUAUUGGUGACAACCCUAACAAUGGUGACUAUCCAUCCCCACGUGCAGUUUUGACUGGUCAUGACCAAGAAGUGGCAUGUGUGUCAGUCUGUGCAGAACUGGGCCUAGUCAUCAGUGGAGCCAAAGAGGGUCCAUGUUUGGUCCACACCAUAACAGGGGACCUGCUGCGGGCUCUGGAGGGACCAGAUAACUAUCAGUGUCCACGACUCAUCACAGUGUCCAGCGAAGGUCACUGCAUCAUUUACUAUGAGAGGGGCCGCUUCUGUAACUUCAGUAUUAAUGGAAAGCUUCUGGCACAAAUGGAGGUCAAUGAUUCAGCCAGGGCAAUUCUUCUGAGCAGCGAUGGGCACAACCUGGUGACAGGUGGAGAUAAUGGCAUUGUGGAGGUGUGGCAGGUUUGUGACUUCAGAAAGCUCUACAUUUAUCCAGGCUGUGAUGCAGGCAUUCGAGCCAUGGACCUCUCCCAUGAUCAAAGGACUUUAAUCACAGGCAUGGCCUCUGGCAGUAUCGUGGCAUUUAACAUAGAUUUCAACCGAUGGCACUACGAACACCAAAACAGGUACUGAUGAGUAAAAUACCUUCAGAAAGAUUUGGAAAGUUAAAAGAUCAACCUGUGACAAAGCUGGACAGCAGAAGAUAAGAGCAUAGAAGAGGCCAAGAAUACAGGAGAACUUCAGCAAGACAGAGAAUUUGACGUCCUUAUAUUUGUUCAUCUGAUCUCUUGGGUAAACAUGUUGCUUUUUCUCUGUUCCUGAUCAGUCUGGACACAUAGUUGGUUUUCACAUCUUACAUGAAAAACCAACCAAGUUUUCAGUUGACUUAAGAAAAACUGUUCUUCUGGGGGGGAAAAGAAAGAGAGAGAGACUGAGAAAGUAACAAUUGCAGAUAAUAAAACACUAAAUGUUUUCCUUUCAAACUGUGAACAAAAUCAUUGCAAAAUAAACCUCUGUUAGGAACAUUUGCACAUUUGUUCAACUUAUUUUUGGAAUACCGGUACUUCUUUGUCCAAAAGCUUAUCUGUGAGUAAAGACAGUUUUAGUUUUUUUUACUGCAUAAGCUAAAAAAAAAAAAAGAUCAAAAUGGUGUUUGACAUAUCACUGUUUUAUCAUGCAAGCCAUGAAUAAAUGUUGAAGUUGUCUUUAGUUAGAUAGUUGUUGGAUAGUUACAUGUACAAGACCAUUGUCUGCACUUAUACAGUGGUUAAAUGUAUGUUUGUAAAAACAAAUGUCCAUGUUUGUUGUUUGUUAAAAUGAAAGAAGUCAAACUUAGCGUGAUUGUCCUUUGUGAUAAAUGUUUUUGAUAUGUCAACAGUAAAUUGAUAUUUCCAUAUUUAUUUAAAAUUUAAACUGUUAAAUAUCAAACAACUACUUUAAAAAAGAAACGUAUUGUGAAAUUUUUGCAACAAGAAUUUACCAGAGGAUUAAAUACCAGAAUUGUUUGACUAAAUUUAUUGAUUUCUGUUUGUGGUGCUUUUGUUAAAACAUCAAGUAAUUAAUGUCACUUCAGAGAUUAAUAUUGUAUUUUUUUUUUCAGUUUGCUGUCUUUUGUUCCAGUUUUGGCCCAACUAUUUUAGGUUUGUGUGUUCAUAACCAGCAGUUAACACCAUAACUCAGUGCUAUUGUAAGCAAUACCACUUUGUUUCUAAAUGGUUUGAGGAAGGUUUUCUGUUAUGUGGCAUCUUCUCAAUGAACUGGACAAAAAAUGACUACUCUAUUUUUGGUAUAAUGAUCAAAGUAAUCAAAUCAAAGGAUUUAAAGAAUUGCUAUGAGCCGUGUGUCUGUCUUUAGGCAAAUGAAAAUAUGCAAAUAUAUAUACUUUUUUUUAAAGACAGGUGCUACAUGACACCAUUCUACCAAAAGCAGUAAUUUUGCAUGUGUGACUAUGUUAAAGGCAUUGGGUUUACUUUUCUUUAUUCUAAACAGUUUUCAUUUUGAAUUAAAUUUUGAGAUAAAAAAUGCAGUUUGUAAAGUAAGCAGUGCUUUGAAAUUUCAUGUGAUUUCAGCUGUGUUGCCAUCAGUUUGCAUAUGUUUUGGUUGAAAUGAAACCUGGUCAGACUGAUGACAUCAAAAUUCUUUUUUUAAAUAAAGAGUAAAUGUACUUUAAAA
This is a messenger RNA of Austrofundulus limnaeus, 10663 nucleotides long. It is a transcript of the gene nbeab, whose product is annotated as neurobeachin b. Gene Ontology annotation, biological process: intracellular protein localization. The record is from RefSeq and is a predicted model, not a curated record. Gene Ontology annotation, cellular component: cytosol; membrane. Lineage: Eukaryota; Metazoa; Chordata; Actinopteri; Cyprinodontiformes; Rivulidae. Gene Ontology annotation, molecular function: protein kinase binding.